AUGCUUAAUUGUGUAGCUAAUGAGAACAAAGAUAGAAUGAAGCGUGACAAAAAUCUUAUCGUCUUUGGCAUUCCAGCAUCGACUAAAAAAGAACCUAACGAGAAGCAAGUAGACGAUGAGAACAAAAUAAAAGAGCUUCUAACCAACGUUAAAAUUAAUUCGGACAACAUAAUAAAAUGUUUUCGCUUACGGUCAAAAGAUCCGAAUAAACCUCCACCUAUUAUAGUUGAGACGACAGACACUGUCGCCAGAAAUAAUAUUGUUAAAGCAGCCUGGCGUAAAUUUGAAGGCAUCUAUGUUAAUCCAGAUCUGACAGAAGCACAAAGAAGACAAGAUAGACAAUUACGAGACGAGUUGAAAAAGAAAAACGAGCCUCUUAAUUUAAAAAACAACUGGGCAAAGACAAAGCGAAAGUCAUUUUCAACUAUUAGUCUACUACAACAGUCAGCUUUCCAUAAAAUACCAUGCUGUUAUACCAAUGCUACAUCUCUUAACAAUAAAAUGCCAGAGUUUCUAGCAUCAAUUGAGACAUACAACCCUAAAAUAAUCUUUGUUACAGAAACUUGGUGGCAUGAAUCAUCGAUAACUAACAUUGAAAACUAUAUGUUAUUCAGAAAAGAUCGCGUGUCCAGUAGAGGAGGUGGGGUGGCUAUUUAUGUCGACACUUCAUUAAAACCUAAUGAAUUAAGCGAAAUUGUUUUAUUAGAUUCCCCUGAACAAAUUUGGUGCGAAAUAUCGUACGGUUCCGAACACAAAGCGAAUGGAUAUAAAAAUCUUAAACUAGUCAACGAAUACAAAGCGUGUAAUAUUCAAUUGAAGAAGCUCAUAUAUAAAGCUCGUUGUGAGUUUGAACUUGAUUUAGCGAUAAAAUCGAAGCACAACCCAAAGAUCCUCUUCAAUGUUUUCAACAAAAAUGAAGACGAUGAACUGCCAUAUUUUAUAAAACGAACUGAAGCCAUCUGCAAAUACUCGCAAAUAACGCUAGAUCUGGUUAAAAACAAGCUGAGCAAUUUAUCAGUUGUCAAAACCGUUGGUUUGGAUGGUGUAAGCGCAUAUGUACUGAAGAACUGUUCUGACAGCUUCUCAAUACCUUUAAGCGCAAUUUUUCAGAAGUCGCUAUAUAGUGGGUGUUGUCCUAAAGUAUGGAAAAAAGCUAAUGUAACACCACUGUUUAAAAAUGGAAGUGGACUCGACCCAGGCAAUUACCGGCCUAUAUCCUUAACAUCAGUUGUAUGUAAAGUGAUGGAGAAAAUAUUACGUGACACUAUGGUCAAUCAUUUAGUCGAACAUAGCCUUAUUUCAAAAAAUCAACAUGGUUUUGUCAAUAAAAAAGCUUGUGUGACUAAUUUGUUGGAGUCGAUUGACAUGAUGUCAAAAGCAUUAUCUGACAAGAUAUCUAUGGACGUAGCUUUUAUAGAUUUCAGUAAAGCAUUCGAUAUGGUUUCCCACAAGAGACUAAUUUACAAACUUGAGGCAUAUGGUUUUACUGGAAAUCUCCUGAAUUGGAUAAAAUCGUUUUUACACCAGCGUUUUCAACGAAUCGUCAUGGGCGAUUAUGUUUCCUCGUGGCUUGAGGUAUUUAGUGGCGUCCCUCAAGGAUCCGUAUUAGGUCCAAAACUUUUUAUCAUUUUUGUGAACGAUAUAUCCGAUAUUGUUAACUAUCCAUGUAAAAUGUAUGCUGAUGACACUAAACUGCUGGCCCGUUUAGACCACCCAUUAGCUUCACAAACGCUUCAAACUGAUAUCUACAACAUAGCCGAUUGGUGUAAUACCUGGAAAAUGAAACUUAAUCUCGAUAAAUGUAAAAUCAUGCACAUAGGUAAAAAAAAACAACUUUUAUGUCUACUCAAUGCCAGCUAA
Molecule: messenger RNA, 1860 nt
Organism: Hydra vulgaris (swiftwater hydra)
Lineage: Eukaryota; Metazoa; Cnidaria; Hydrozoa; Anthoathecata; Hydridae
Source: RefSeq, a predicted model, not a curated record